AUGUCUUUGAUGGCCCAAGACCCCGGCGAGCUCUCCCUGAGCAAACUUCUAUCAACUCUCACUUCAACCCUGCACCCAACCAUCUACGUCUUUGCCACUUAUACAGACCUAUCAAAACUACCACCAUUGUCCGAGACUCAGAUGCUGUUCAGAGAAUCCGAGGGCGUGACUGCAAUUGUCAGCAAGGAAUAUGCAGAGUCUCACAACAUGGACUAUUUCUUCCCUUGCAAGAUGAUCAGUCUCAAUGUCACAUCGAGCUUGGAAGCUGUGGGGUUCAUGGCAGUCAUCGCUACAAAACUGGCAGCGAAAGGAAUUGGUUGUAAUCCUGUCAGCGGGUUCUAUCAUGAUCACAUAUUCGUACCUCUGGGUCGAGAGGAUGAAUCGUCAGAAGUCCUUGCGCAGAUAGCGGCAGAAAACAAGAACAAGGCAUAA
Fusarium venenatum is the source of this 432-nucleotide messenger RNA. RefSeq names its product ACT domain-containing protein. The record is from RefSeq and is a predicted model, not a curated record. NCBI's taxonomy places the organism in Eukaryota, Fungi, Ascomycota, Sordariomycetes, Hypocreales, Nectriaceae.